AUGACAGCCCGAGCUCAGCUGAUCUCGGCCUUCAUUUGCCCGCUCGGACACUUUCAGUGGAAGCGCAUGCCGUUCGGGCUGAAGAACGCCCCUCUGAUCUACCAACAGCUUUUGGAUAACUGUCUCUGGGGCUUCGUACGGUUACCUCCGGAAGAGGAACGGCUUAUCGACCCGGAGGUGUUAGAGUUCUGGGGGAUUUCUCCCGAGGACUCGGAUGACCCGGUAUCCCAGGGCACGGAGCCCCGGGGGGCGGUGGUCUCCAGGACCAGCACUGACACCGUGUUCCACCAGAACCGGGUUGCCCCGAAACAGAUGGGGCCUGUGCUGUCCCGAAGUUCGUACAUUGACGACAUUAUCUACGGAGCUCCGUCCUGGGAUGACCUGUGCAAAACACUGAAUGCCCUCCUGUACCGACUGCGGUACUGGAACAUUUCGGUGAGCCUCCCAAAGAGUGAGUUCGGGGUCAAGAAAUGCAAGUACCUCGGGCACGACAUCAGCUCGGACGGAAUCCGGACGCCCCCGAAGCUAGCGGAAACGGUUCUCAACUUGCCGUUCCCGAAGGCCCAGAAAGGAGUACAGUCCCUCCUCGGAAGCCUCAAUUACUACGCCAAGUUCAUCGAGGACCUACUCGUACUCGCGGCCACUCUCUACGAAACAUCGGACGAGCAACUCCGUUCCGGACGAGAAUUGGAGAAGCCCAAGCAUGCGUUCAAAAUACUCAAGGACCGGCUAGUGUCGACGCCACUGCUCCAGCACCCCGACCCCGGGAGGCAGUAUGUAAUAAUAUUGCAUGCCAACCCCUGGGCCAUCAGCGCGGUUUUGGGGCAGGAUCACGACGGCACCAUAAUAUUUGUGCGGUUCGUGGGACGGGUUCUCCAAAACGCCGAGCUUCGGUACCAUCCCGCCGAUAAAAGAGGUUUAGCACUGCUCUGCGUCCUGAACACAUGCCACACGAUGAUUACCAGCUGUUCCGAGAAGAAAAUUCGUGUGUACACCCGGUACUUGGUGCUGGCAUGGCUGUUCAAAUCCAAGACGGUGGACGGAAGAUGCCUCAAGUGGGCAGUCAAUAUGUCCCCCUGGGAUCUCGACAUUCGACGAGUUGAGAACGACGAAGAUGGCUUGGCAGCGAUCCUGGGAGCAGGUAUCACCCCCCGGGAACGCCUCGACGAGGUCGCCGAGACCCUGGUUCCGGAAAAGGGUUCCCACCCCCAAUCAGCCUGGAGAUGCUCUCUAGUGACCACAUCGGGCACCUGA
This is a messenger RNA of Phytophthora megakarya, 1254 nucleotides long. The record is from the annotation of a GenBank genome assembly. Lineage: Eukaryota; Oomycota; Peronosporomycetes; Peronosporales; Peronosporaceae.